UUUUGUUCAUUCGUAAACAAUAUACUUCAUUUGUAUUAUUAUUAUUAUUAUUAUGGAAUAAAAACAUUUGAAGUAAAUGGCAAAUCAUGUCAAAGUAAAACGGCACCUCGGUAACGAUGAAUUAGUUAAUUUAUUGAAAAUAUAACAAAGUUUUUAAUGUUAGAGAAAUAACACGAUCAACGUCGCUCAAACUCUCAGCCUCUUAUAAACUCAAAAAAAAUCAAAUCUAUUUAAUAUACCUGCUGCUGCUGCUGCUGCUGUUGUUGUUGUUGUUGUUGUUGUUCGUCACGGGACUAAAGUGAGUUAAAAUUGAGCGGAGAUUGGCGCGGGGCGUGCAGGAGUAUUGCUCCUGGGGAGGGAUGCUCAACAAUAUUUCCGCCGGCGGUUCCCUACAUGGCAUCUCCGGAACGAAGGACGUUCAUGCGCAGGAACUAAAACGCCACGAGAAAUUGGACGGUGUACUGGGCGCGGGUUUGGGUGGAGGUCUGUCUGCCGGUGGAGGGCUCACGCUUCAUCAGGAAUUAAUCAUGACUAUGCCCGGCGCAGGGAGCGCCUCUACGAUCGGCCAAGGCGAUGACAAGCCUGCUAAACAAAAACGUCAUCGGACGCGUUUCACUCCUGCACAGCUCAACGAACUGGAAAGGUGUUUCGGUAAAACUCACUAUCCCGACAUCUUUUUGAGGGAAGAAAUCGCCAUGAGAAUCGGCCUCACCGAAAGCAGAGUGCAGGUUUGGUUUCAAAACCGUCGUGCUAAAUGGAAGAAACGAAAGAAGACCACAAACGUUUUCAGAACACCGGGUGCUUUGCUACCGUCGCACGGGCUUCCGCCGUUCGGUGCAAUGAGCUCGGACCUUUGCGGAGCCGCGGGAAUGUUUCACGCGCCAACAGACCGAUGGGGAAUGGGACCCGGGCUCGGCCAACUCGGACAAGGGAGCAUGGGAAUGACGAGUUUUGGCCAGAGUCUCGGCCAGCUCGGACAGCAAAACUCCGGGAGCCUCGGCUCGAGCCUCGGCCUAGGAAACUCGGGAUUACCGAUUAGCAGUCCAUCACAAACGGUUUAUCAAGCGAGUUACGGUCUCAAUUCUCUCGGGGGAGUGCACGUUUCAGCAGCUCGUGGUUCGCCACCGGGAGCAUCGUCAGUCGGCGGGGGCGGAGGUCAAGCGAGCGGACUGGGUAACGGCGGACUAAACUGCGGUCAGGGCUCGCCGGGUGCGGCGACCGGAAGCGGCGGGGCCGGAGGCGCUUCCGGUGUCUCGUGCGUCGGUGGGGGGGACGGGAGCGGGGGCGCUGAGACGUCGGACUGGAGAGGCGUGCACAGUAUCGCUGCCCUGAGACGUCGAGCAUCCGACGCGUCUCAACAAUACAGCCCCCAACCUCCGCCCCCGCCGGGGCCUCCGCAAUACUCUCACGAUCUUGAGUACAGUUCCGUUUAUUGAACGAAACCAUUCGCGCGUAUGAGAACAAGAGAACAGCACUAUUUUAUCGGAGCUCGAAUCUCACUUCGUGGGGUUAAAUUAAUCGGACCUUUUCACUUCUCCAAAUAACGUUGCCGUUGAUCGAAAAACCAGGAAUUCCUGAAAAAUCUGCUCCACACUCGAUUGAAAAAUUCUUUGCAUUCGACACCGAAAAAAAAACAAAUUAUUGCCAGUAAAAUUGCGAGUUUCUCUACUGAAAUCAUUGACGGAUGUACUUCGCUUAAAUAUUGAAAAAAAACGUUUUGCGGAAACGAAUAAAUGUUUUCAGAACCGAGCCGAAAGAUCUGACACACUCGCAAACACAAACUGACGAUAAAUCCAACUUUCGCAUAUUUUUCUCUCCCGAAAAAGGAUUUUUGAAAAAUCUCGCCCACUCGACGCUCGACAAUGAUCGAGGAAAUCCGACUUUUCGAUCGACCAUUGCGAGAAUCUGAAAGAGCAUCGGACGGUAAGAAAAGAGCUUUCGAAGUCGCUCGACACGGAAUAAAAAUCAAUAAUACGUAUUCGACGGUCGGUCAACGAACGUUCUCAGAGCGUUAUUUCAGUCGACGAUAGAUCGAUUAGAAGAAAUCCUCAAAAUAAAUCCACUUCUUCGCACCGAGUGUUUUUUUUUUUCUAUUCUUUUUCCUCGAGAAUGGAGAAAAAUAAUGUUUCGAGCAAAAAAAAAUGCAGAACGAUACGAUGGAAAAAAGCACACACAGACAAAAAAAGAAAAAAAAAACAAGUAUACGAUCGAAAAUUAUCAUCCUGUAGCGCAGGCUCUAUUACAUGGUACAUUGUAAAUAUAAAAUAUAAAAUAUGAUCGAAAACGAACGCAUAACUUCGCUAUUGACUAAGUAUUAUCAAAUAAAUAUAUAUAAAUAAAUAUAUAUAUAUAUAUCGUUUAGAUAAAAUCGAUAAAUAAUAGUGUAAUUCCGCGAGUGGAAGAUCGUUGUAACAAUGAGAAAAAUUGAGUCAAUCGCGCUUCGUAUUUUUUGCAGCGAAUCGUUGUUUUUAUAUUUAUUCCGUCUUUCCGUUAUUAAGUUUUAGUGAAAAAAGGCAUUGGACGAUAAAUAUGGUUUUCCGAGGGCGUGCGUGCGACGAGAGUUUUCAUGAUGGGAAGGAUCUCGAAAUUUAAAGAAAAUUAGUAAAACUGAUGGGGAAACAAACACAAGAAUGAAACGAAAGUAUUUCAAUUAUUUUACGAUCGAGAUGCUCCUGCGUCGCGAAGAAGCGCAGAUUCGUACGAUUCAGGGACGAAAUAUACGACGAAGGGUUCGGUAUUAUUGGUCUAACCUCUUUUGCGAAUUCAUAAGUUUUGUAAAUAAUACGUAUACGUGUAGAAAUAAACGUAAUAACGGAUAUAAAAUAACGAAAAAUGAGUAAAUAUAUUAUAAAUAUAUAUAGAUAUAUCAGUGAGUAAGAUAACGAAUAUAGGAGUGAGAGAGGAAGAAAAAAGGAGAAAAAACAUGGAAGAUUGCUUUUGGAACGAUUGAGCGUAAUCGUAGGUUCUAAAUAAUUGAGAGAAACGAAGAAGAAAAAAAACGCAAAGUAUACUUGGACAUUGUGAUAUUAAAUGGGUACGACGCUGUUCGUUUUGCCCGAUCGACGUCUCCUGUUAAAGAUAUUGCAGAAUAAGUGUGCGUGUGUGCUCGGGAUAUGAAGUAAACAAAAGACGAUGCGAACGCACGAACGAACGGUGCGUGAUCCCUUAGGGAGAAAGUGAGUGAAAAAAACGUUUCGUUUCGACCUUUCCUCGAUAUUUUUCUUCGUUUUAAAGUUGCGAAAUUCUUCGUCAUUCAUCGGUGGAGUUAUCUAUUACUUGGCACCUCGAGCUAAGCUUGGAAUAUUCAGUGACUGUGAAUUUUUCGUGAUUAAAUAUUCGGCGAGAUCGAUUUUGAGGUUAGGAAAUCGUGCGCGCAAUGUUUUCGUUCGGAAAAUUCAUUUGGACGUUUUGUUUGAAUAAAAAUUAUCGAGGCAAUGUCAAAAUCGAAAUAGUUCUUCGGCGCCGUUGGUCUAAAAAGUGAGGGAAAGAAUAAAUUUCGCUGAAAAGUAAUUGAAUACAAGCAUCGCAGUAUAUUCUAGUUACGAAUUUAUCCGGUAGUUUGUGAACGUUAACAAGAGAAAAAACAAAUAACAAAACACGCAACUAAUGGAUCAUCGUGAAACAUGAAUCUUAAAUUUUAGGCAUUUUUGGUCGGUGUAUCAAUUACGAACGUAUACGAUUUUUAAUGUACAAAAAAACACAUAAGAUAUGGAUGAUUGGGUAUUUUAGAUGGGAGAGAGAAGAGAAAGGGAUGAAGAUUCGUGUCGAAGUUACAACGUUUUUUUAACGGUAUAGCGAUUUGAAAAAUUUUCGCACCGAUGAGGCAAGAAACACUUCUAUUCAUCCCGCUCUUGCAAUUAUUGUACUUAAUUGACGAUUGAUAUUAUUAUUAAUAGCAUUAUUAUUAAAUCGCUGAGUUGUUUCAUGCAUAAAACCGUUUUGUUUUUGUUUUUUUAUUUUAUUUUUCGAGUCUACCUCGAAAUAGCGGAAAUAUUUUACUGAUGAAAGUCAAGAUUUCAUUGUUACUCAAUCGCGUUUGACGUUCGCUUCACACGAAUGCCAACGUAUUUCCUGUCAUUUCGUGCUGUCUUGAAACUAGACCGAGAAAAAAAAACAAAUUUCGCAUUUUGUCCUGUAGACUCUUCUAACGAAAAAUCUUCAUGGUUAAACACAAUUUCGGUUUCUUUUUUUUCAUCGUUGUAUAGUUGUGUAUAGAAAUCAGCUAAGUGUGUAAAAUAAACCAUUAUCAAAAAAUUGAA
Molecule: messenger RNA, 4259 nt
Organism: Venturia canescens
Lineage: Eukaryota; Metazoa; Arthropoda; Insecta; Hymenoptera; Ichneumonidae
Gene: otp
Product: homeobox protein orthopedia-like
Exons: 5
Coding region: 360-1436 (358 amino acids)
Biological process (GO): regulation of DNA-templated transcription; neuron differentiation
Molecular function (GO): DNA binding; DNA-binding transcription factor activity, RNA polymerase II-specific
Source: RefSeq, a predicted model, not a curated record